Vitis riparia (riverbank grape) is the source of this 744-nucleotide messenger RNA. RefSeq lists its product as uncharacterized. NCBI's taxonomy places the organism in Eukaryota, Viridiplantae, Streptophyta, Magnoliopsida, Vitales, Vitaceae. The record is from RefSeq and is a predicted model, not a curated record. The coding region runs from base 163 to 483 and encodes 106 amino acids. The transcript has a single exon.
CAUCGACCUUGCUCACAACCCCUUCAAACACGAACCUUUCUCCACAGCGCAAUCUCUCUCCCUCUCCCUUCUUUCUCUUCGAUCACUUGUACCCCAAUUCAUGUAGACGCCUCUUUCUCUCUUUCUCUCUCUCCACCUAGAGCCUCUUGCUUUGUGUAAAUCAUGACUCUUAACUGCUUGAACUGUGGGCCUGCCUUGCAACGGACAGACUCAGACACACAGAAGAGGUAUGAAGAUAGGUCACGUUUAAGACUCUGUAGAGGGGUUGAGAGAAGCUGGUCUGGCAACUUGGCUCCACCCCCGUCACCAUACGGGUCAAUGAGACAUGGUUCGGCCAAGAAGGCCGGGAAGGGUCAUCGCAGGCUCAAUAGUGUAGGAGAGGAGCCCAAAUUGAUACGAAGUGGUGGAAUGAGAAGGGAUUGGAGCUUUGAGGAUCUGAGACAAAGAAGAGAUGAGAAGAGAAUACUGCUCAAUAAGGCCUAGUACUUUUUCUUCUUUUUCAAUAAUUUUCUACCUUUUGUUUUUUUAUUUUCAAAUUGUCAUAUAUGUUGCUGGUUGUAUGCUCAGGCAAUGGAGAUUAACAGAUGGGACUUACUGAAGUUCGUCUCAUGGUUGGAGUGGGGGUUGCAAUUUGUAUUCUAUUUUUUUUUUCUUCUUUAAAUUUAUUCCUUUCUUUUGGCCCCUUAAUGGUUCGUUUUGUACCAUUUCUCAAUUUAUCAUGCUUCUUGUCUGCAUUUCUGUGCA